AUGUGGGUGCGCCGGUGGGGCCGGCGUGCCGAUGCCGUCGUCCGGGAGCUGCACCGGGCGUCAGCAUCGCGUCCGUCCCGGAGCGGCACCGGCGCCGGUGACAGCAAUGAGGUGCCAACCAUCCCCCCACCGCGGGCACGGGGCGGGGGAUCCCGGCUGCCCACCGUGUGCCCACCGGAGCGGGGGCAUAUCCUGGGUGUCCCCACGGACGGGUUUGCUGGGGCCGGUUCCGUUCCACCGGGCUCCAGCCGGCCCGCGGGCUCGGGUGUCCCUUGGAAGAGCGGCGGAGUCUUUGGGGUCUCUGUGGGGUCUCUGUGGGGUCUCUUUGAGAUCUCUGUGGGGUCUCUGUGGGGUCUCUGUGGGGUCUCUGUGGGGUCUCUGUGGGGUCUCUUUGGGGUCUCUGUGGGUCUCUGUGGGGUCUUUGGGGUCUCUGUGGGUCUCUGUGGGGUCUCUUUGAGAUCUCUGUCUCUUCGAGGUCUCUUUGGGGUCUCUGUGGGGUCUCUUUGGGGUCUCUGUGGGGUCUCAUUGAGGUCUCUCUGGGGUCUCUGUGGGGUCUCUUCUCUGUGGGGUCUCUUUGGGUCUCUGUGGGGUCUCUCUGAGGUCUCUGUGGGGUCUCUUUGGGUCUCUUUGGGGUCUCUUGUCUCUUUGGGGUCUCUUUGGGCUGACGCUCUGCUGCGCUUCGAGGUGGAGCUGGUGGGGCUGUCCCGUGCCAGUUACUGGCAGAAGGUGCUGAACGAGGUGGUGCCACUGCUGUGCCUGGCACUGGUGCCAGCGCUGCUGGGCCUCAUUGGCUUCCACCUCUACCGCAAGGCCAGCAGCCCCAAGCUGUCCAAGAAGAAGCAGAAGGAGGAGAAGAGGAACAAAGCCAAAAAGAAAUAAAACCUUCCCCCCUUUU
This is a messenger RNA of Melospiza melodia melodia, 895 nucleotides long. It is a transcript of the gene FKBP11, whose product is annotated as FKBP prolyl isomerase 11. The record is from RefSeq and is a predicted model, not a curated record. NCBI's taxonomy places the organism in Eukaryota, Metazoa, Chordata, Aves, Passeriformes, Passerellidae. The transcript is spliced from 6 exons. Bases 1 to 879 code for a protein of 292 amino acids.